GGUAAGUGUUGUAGGAGGGGCAUCAAUGAAUUACGCCUUCAGCUGCGCAGGUUUAGAUUGCUGCCUCGGUGCUCUGUGAUCACUCGCUGCCGGGGGACUUGGGUAACAUGUGCGAGGGCAGUGGGCCAUGGGACUCCCUUAUAAUAUGAACUGGGCUGGACUCCUGCAGAACUUGCUGGUUUUAAUACACAUCASUCAGGUCACAUGUGGAUCCAUCCAGUUUUAUGUCCGAGAGGAACUGGAGCCUGAUACUCUGGUCGGAUCGCUGAGCACACAUUUUCAACCUCCGUACCAGCUCCUAACCCAGGAGUACCUGUGGAUGGACGAAAACACUGGGAAUUUUUACACGACUGAGCACAAGCUAGAUCGUGAGCACCUCUGCCCUGAGGAGACAAAAGUUGAAGGAUGCAUUGUCCUGCACAAUGCUGUCGUGGGGCCCUCAGGAGACCUCAUACAGUUCCCUGUUAUCAUAGAGGAUGACAAUGACAAUGCACCGCAUUUUGAAAACAGUGAAAUACACUUGAAAAUGUCUGAGGAUGUAGUUGUGGGGACCAGCUUCUUCCUGGAUGACCAGGCUCAGGACAAAGAUGUCGGACGUAACGGACAGCUGAGUUACCAUCUGCAAGGGUCUGGUGGCGUUUUCUCCUUAAAGGUUGAAGAGGAUGAACUUUUAAUGCUGGUUUUACAAACCGCUCUGGAUAGGGAGUCUCAGGACCUGUAUCAGAUGCAGCUGGUGGUCACUGAUUGUGGCACACACCCUUUGAGUGCUUCGGCGGCUAUAACGGUCACAGUGACAGAUGUUAAUGACAACUGUCCGAGCUUUCGUCCUGACAGCCCACGCAGCGCCAUCAUUUCAGGAGAUUCUCCAAAAAAUACAGUGGUCGCUCAGGUUGUCGCCACAGACCCAGACACAGGUCCAAAUGCUGCUAUUGUAUACUCGCUAAGUCCCCAGGUCUCUGAAAAGGCUAAGAAGCUUUUAACCCUUGACAGUCACACAGGGCACAUACGAUUAAAACAAGACCUCCAGAACAACAACUCAGAAGAGCUGGUGUUGAGAGUGUUAGCCAGUGGCCCCCUCUGCCCCCCAGCAGACACUUGGGUAACCAUAUCUGUGCACCCCAAGGCGACCCAAGAGCUCACAAUCAAGAUCGGGUUCAUAGCUGAGCAUCACAAUCAGACUAUGGUGUUACCAGAGAACCAGCCCCCCGCUGUCUUAGCUGUUUUAGAGCUGGAGGGUGACAGCAGCUUUAAAGGCUCAUCUCUUGCCAUUGAGGGUGACGUGCCAUUCUCUUUGAACCCACAGAGCGGCAAAUAUCUGCUUUCGACUUCAGAGCCUCUAGACUACGAGAUAAAAAGGGAGUAUCACAUUUCUGUGGUAGUGCAAGCGAGCUUCCCUGAAAGGUCUGUGAUUGCACCGUCGAGGCAAGUGAUCAGAGUGUCGGUGCAGGACGUCAACGACAACGUCCCACGCUUCUCGCAGUCUCUCUACCAGCUGGAGGUGGAGGAAAACAACCAGCCGGGAAUGACACUGCUGCAGGUGUCAGCCUCUGAUGCAGACAGCGGCUCCAAUGGCAGGGUGACCUACGGGCUGCACGAAUACACAUCUGCCAUCUUCAGCAUUGACUCUGUGACAGGUCAACUGUCUGUGUUGGCUCCGCUGGAUAGAGAACAGCAGGGGGCAUACAAGCUUAUCGUGUUUGCUCGAGACAGUGGCUCUCCUCCUCUGGAAACUAAAGCCACUGUAAUUAUUCGUGUUCUGGACCAGAAUGACAAUGCACCUGUUUUUCCUAGCCCUCACUUUGUCUUUUUCAUCCCAGAGAAUGCUCUACCGUUUACCCAGGUGGGGAGGAUAGAGGUGAAAGACCCAGAUGAGGGAGAGAAUGGGAACACAGAACUGCGAGUUGGUAACAACAGCACACCCUUCGUCAUGGAUAACACCCAGAGGACUCUAUGGACCACCACCAUCCUGGACCGUGAGACUGAAGACCGUUAUGAGCUUUAUGUGUUGGCCAGUGACAAUGGGCACCCGGUUGCUUUAACGUCCACUGCCAGAGUCACUGUCUUUGUGGAGGACAUCAACGACAACCAGCCAAAAGUGAUUCUUCCCAGCAGCAAUUCCUCAUGCUUGACCCUAACCCCAGGUACUCUGGCAGGCACUACAGUUACUAAAAUCUACGCCAUCGAUGAAGACUCUGGGUUUAACUCUGAGAUCACAUAUUCUGUCAUCGCACCAGAACCGACUCAACAGAACAGCCCCUUCCGGGUAGAUUCAAGAUCAGGCAACAUCACCCUAAGUCAUCAGCUUCUCCAAAAAGACGUAGGAAUGCAUCAUCUCUUCAUUGUUGUAAGAGAUAACGGGAAGCCAACUCCACUUUACACUACUGUUUGGGUUAAUCUGCUAGUUAACGAGAGCAUGGAGCACUGUUAUUUGGACAGAGCACCUACAUGGACAGGCACAUCUGAUUUGGUUCAAAGUCUCUCAAUGGCCCCCGUCUGCGAGGUGAAAACUGCAACAGCCGAUCUGUACAUUUACGCCGGCAUGAUUUUGAUGCUCGUAUCUUUAGCUUUGUUUCUGGUAACACUUUGCUUAUAUUUGAAAUAUAGAAGAUUACAAAAACCCAAGAGGGGAUACACAAAAGAGAAUGAGAUUCCACUUAGGCUCAAGGACAAAUAUUAUUCUGAUGAAUGACAGAAUAAAGCAAACAAAGAAUAAUCUCACUCGCAGUUUCGAGGAUAACAGCCAGAGAAUUAAACAUCUUUGGAGUGUU
Austrofundulus limnaeus is the source of this 2768-nucleotide messenger RNA. RefSeq names its product protocadherin 20-like (gene pcdh20l). Gene Ontology annotation, biological process: homophilic cell-cell adhesion. Bases 128 to 2689 code for a protein of 853 amino acids. Gene Ontology annotation, molecular function: calcium ion binding. Lineage: Eukaryota; Metazoa; Chordata; Actinopteri; Cyprinodontiformes; Rivulidae. The record is from RefSeq and is a predicted model, not a curated record. The transcript is spliced from 2 exons. Gene Ontology annotation, cellular component: plasma membrane.